CGAACCCCCGGGCCUGGAGGAGGGGGCAGCGGCCCAUGCAAGCCUGUGGGACAAAGUUGCACACCCCCCUUGCAGAUGGCCACUGGUGGCUAGGAUGCGUGGGGCCCUGGAGAUUGGAGAAGGGGAUGUAAAAUGCACACUUGCUGCCCCCCAGUAACUUUGGAACAGGACCUUCACAGAAAAAUGCAUAGCUGGCUGCUGCAGACUCUAGCUUUCGCUCUAACAUCUCUCGUCCUUUCGUGUGCAGAAACCAUCGAUUACUAUGGGGAAAUCUGUGACAAUGCAUGUCCUUGUGAGGAAAAGGACGGCAUUUUAACUGUGAGCUGUGAAAACCGGGGGAUCAUUAGCCUCUCUGAAAUUAGCCCUCCUCGGUUCCCCAUCUACCACCUCUUGUUGUCUGGAAACCUUUUGAGCCGUCUUUAUCCCAAUGAGUUUGUCAAUUAUACUGGGGCUUCGAUCUUGCACCUGGGGAGCAAUGUCAUCCAGGAUAUUGAGACCGGGGCUUUCCAUGGGCUGCGUGGUUUAAGGAGGUUGCAUUUGAACAAUAAUAAACUGGAACUUCUGCGGGAUGAUACCUUCCUGGGCUUGGAAAGCCUGGAGUACCUACAGGUCGAUUACAAUUACAUCAGUGUCAUUGAGCCCAAUGCUUUUGGGAAACUGCAUUUGUUGCAGGUGCUUAUCCUUAAUGACAAUCUCUUGUCCAGUUUACCCAACAACCUUUUCCGUUUUGUGCCCUUAACGCACUUGGAUCUGCGGGGAAACCGGCUGAAACUUUUGCCCUAUGUGGGCCUGUUGCAGCACAUGGAUAAAGUCGUGGAGUUACAGCUGGAGGAAAACCCUUGGAAUUGCUCCUGCGAGCUCAUCUCGCUCAAGGAUUGGUUGGACAGCAUCUCCUACUCGGCCCUGGUGGGGGACGUGGUUUGCGAGACCCCUUUCCGCCUCCACGGCCGCGACCUGGAUGAGGUGUCCAAGCAGGAACUUUGUCCCCGAAAACUUAUUUCGGACUAUGAGAUGAGGCCCCAGACGCCUCUGAGCACCACGGGGUACUUACACACCACUCCGGCCUCGGUGAACUCGGUGGCCACUUCUUCCUCUGCUGUUUACAAACCCCCCUUGAAGCCCCCCAAAGGAACUCGCCAGCCCAACAAGCCCAGGGUGCGCCCCACCUCCAGGCAGCCCUCCAAGGACUUGGGCUAUAGCAACUAUGGCCCCAGCAUCGCCUACCAGACCAAAUCCCCGGUGCCUUUGGAGUGCCCCACCGCGUGCACUUGCAACCUGCAGAUCUCGGAUCUGGGCCUCAACGUCAACUGCCAGGAGCGCAAGAUCGAGAGCAUGGCCGAGCUGCAGCCCAAGCCCUACAAUCCCAAGAAGAUGUACCUGACCGAGAACUACAUCGCCUUGGUGCGCAGGAGCGACUUCCUGGAGGCCACGGGGUUGGAUCUGCUCCACCUGGGCAAUAACCGCAUUUCUGUGAUCCAGGACCGCGCCUUUGGGGAUCUCACCAAUUUAAGGCGCCUCUACCUGAAUGGCAACCGGAUCGAGAGAUUGAGCCCGGAGCUGUUCUAUGGCCUGCAAAGCCUGCAGUAUCUCUUCCUGCAGUACAAUCUCAUAAGGGAGAUCCAAUCGGGCACCUUUGACCCGGUACCCAACCUCCAGCUGCUCUUCCUCAACAACAAUCUUCUGCAGGCCAUGCCGUCGGGGGUCUUCUCGGGCCUCACCCUGCUGAGACUCAAUCUGAGGAGUAACCAUUUCACCUCACUACCCGUGAGUGGGGUCCUGGACCAACUCAGGUCGCUCAUCCAAAUCGACCUGCAUGACAACCCGUGGCAUUGCACCUGCGACGUGGUAGGCCUCAAGCUGUGGGUGGAGCAGCUCAAGGUGGGCGUGCUGGUGGACGAGGUCAUCUGCAAGUCUCCCAAGGCCUUCGCCGAGAUGGAUAUGCGCACCCUCAAAUCAGAGCUGCUGUGCCCCGACUACUCCGACGUGGGGGUGCCCACGCCCACGCCUUCACCCUCUUCCCUGCAGCAGGUGCCAGCCAGGACCAGCUCGGAGAUGCCCUCCGAGAGAUUGCUUAACAGCACUGGAGGCCCAGGGGAUUUGGGCUUGGGGGGACCUGGGGGUGCCUCUUCUGUGCCCCUAUCUGUGCUCAUCCUCAGCCUGCUCCUGGUCUUUAUCAUGUCUGUCUUCGUGGCCGCUGGGCUCUUCGUGUUGGUGAUGAAACGUCGCAAGAAGAACCAGAGCGACCCCACGAGCACCAACAACUCGGACGUGAGCUCCUUCAACAUGCAGUACAGCGUGUAUGGAGGUGGCGGGGGUGGUGGCAGCAGCGGCGGGGGAGGCAAUGCGGGGGGCCACCCGCAUGCCCACCACGUGCAUCACCGUGGGCCCGCUUUGCCCAAGGUCAAGACCCCCGCGGGCCACGUCUAUGAGUAUAUCCCGCAUCCUCUGGGCCACAUGUGCAAGAACCCCAUCUAUCGCUCCCGGGAGGGCAACUCGGUGGAGGAUUACAAAGAUUUGCACGAGCUCAAGGUCACCUACGGGGGCAACCAUCACCUGCAGCAGCAGCAGCAGCAGAUGCAAAUGCAACAGCAAAUGCAACAGCAGAUGGAGCUGCAGCCGCCGCCUCCACCACCCCCGCCGGCCUCCUUGCAGCAGCAGCAGCAGCAGCCAACGGCCUCCUUGCAGCAGUUGCAGCUGCAAUUGCAACCCGGGGACGACGACAGGCGGGAAAGCCACCACCAUUCUCGCAGCCCCGCCUAUAGCGUCAGCACCAUUGAGCCCCGGGACGGCUUACUGGCUCCGGUGCAGGAUGCUGAUCGCUUUUACAGGGGGAUUUUGGAACCGGACAAACCUUGCUCCACCGGCACCAGCCUCCCGGAAUAUCCCAAAUUCCCCUGCAGCCCCCCCGCUGCCGCUUAUACUUUCUCCCCCAACUAUGACCUGAGACGGCCCCCCCACCAGUAUUUGCACCCGGGGGUAGGGGACGGCAGGCUACGGGAACCGGUGCUCUACAGCCCCCCCAGUGCUGUGUUUGUAGAACCCAACCGCAAUGAGUAUCUGGAGUUAAAAGCAAAACUCAACGUUGAGCCGGACUACCUCGAAGUGCUGGAAAAACAGACCACAUUUAGCCAGUUCUAAAAAAAAUUUAUUAAUAAAUUAAAAAAAAAAGGCAAAGAAACUCCCCCGGGGUGGGGGGAGAUUUUUGCAUUGCAAGCGAGCAAGCGUGCAGACGGACACAGACGGUGAACCCCUUUCUUUGAUUCAUUGGGUUGUUUCAACGUUUAGGGUGAAGUGCCUUGGCACUAGAUUUCUCAGCUCCCGGGAGGAAGAUAACUGAAAGGGGGUGCGAUUUCCUUUGCAUUCGGCCACGCGGGAAAUAUCGGUGCCAAUCGGGCACAUCCCUUUCUCUCUUCUGGCUUGUGGGGGAGGAGAGGAGGAGGAGAGAAGGGCUCUGGGGAGGCCGGUUUGCUGCGCGCCGGUGACUUGGGAAAGGUCUGAAAGAUCGCGGUCCUUUUUGGUUUGUUUGUUGACUUGGUUGCUUAUUUUUGUGUGAGGCUGUCUGAAGUGCUAAGAAAGGUGCAAGGUGGGAGUGCAUUGAUUCCAUACUUUCUCUUUUGCUCCUACCCCCUCUUUAAGCCACCGGUGGGUCUGAAGACUUCUGUGGAGGGAUUUGCACUCCCCAACUUUCAUAGAAAGUCAGUCUCUUUCUCUUCCUCUCUGUUUGUCUCUUCUCCUCUCUCUCCCCGGUCUGCCUCUCUGUUUCUGUUUCUGUCCGUCUGUCUGUCUCUCUCUUCCCUCUGUCUUUUUCUAUCUGUCUCUCUUCCUCUACCC
Suncus etruscus (white-toothed pygmy shrew) is the source of this 3831-nucleotide messenger RNA. RefSeq names its product SLIT and NTRK like family member 5 (gene SLITRK5). Gene Ontology annotation, molecular function: protein binding. The transcript has 3 exons. Bases 133 to 3138 code for a protein of 1001 amino acids. NCBI's taxonomy places the organism in Eukaryota, Metazoa, Chordata, Mammalia, Eulipotyphla, Soricidae. Gene Ontology annotation, cellular component: membrane. The record is from RefSeq and is a predicted model, not a curated record. Gene Ontology annotation, biological process: regulation of presynapse assembly; positive regulation of synapse assembly; axonogenesis.